AUGUUGAGACACUUCACAAAUGGCAAGGAGUUGGUAAGGCAUGCAGUCACCCAAUUUGCUACUUCAUUUUUCUCUUUGGAAAGGCUUUAUGAGGAGAAAGAAAAUAUGAGAAGAAUGUUCACCUCGGAUGAAUGGGCAAAGAAUAAGUUGUCAAAGGAGGCAAAGGGGAGGAAGGCAACAAAGAUUGUUCUCAUGCCCUCUUUUUGGAAUCAUGUCAAGUACACCCUUAAGAUCUUGGGCCCUCUUGUUCGGGUGCUUAGACUUGUUAAUGGGGAGAAGAAGCCACCAAUGGGAUAUAUUUAUGAAGUAAUGGAGAAGGCAAAGAAAUUCAUCAUAAAAACAUUUCUUAAUGAUGAGAGCAAGUACAAUGAUGUUUUUAAAAUUAUUGACAACAGAUGGAAUUACCUACUUCAUCGUCCGUUGCAUGCAGCCGGUCAUUUUCUGAAUCCCGAGUUAUUUUAUGACAACCCUUGGAUUGAGCUGGAUUUAGAAGUUACAAAGGGGUGGCAUGAAGCUCCAAACAUGCGAGACCUUGCUAUCAAGAUCUUGAGCUUGACUUGUAGUACUUCUGGAUGUGAGCGCAAUUGGAGUAUAUUCGAGCAUAUUCAUACUAAGAAAAUAAAUAGGCUUGAUCAUGAAAGGAUGGAGAGUUUGGUCUUCAUAAAGUAUAACCAACAACUCAUCGAGAGGUACAUCCUUAAAGAUGAAGUUGACCCUAUUGCACUCAAUGAUAUUGAUGAGUGUAAUGAGUGGUUAGUGGAAGAAAUUGGGACUGCCACCUUUCAAGAUGAUAAUAAUGUGGAUGAUGAUGCUGAUUUGGUUCAUCAAGAUAACAACACUUUGAGUUGA
Molecule: messenger RNA, 849 nt
Organism: Arachis duranensis
Lineage: Eukaryota; Viridiplantae; Streptophyta; Magnoliopsida; Fabales; Fabaceae
Exons: 2
Coding region: 1-849 (282 amino acids)
Molecular function (GO): protein dimerization activity
Source: RefSeq, a predicted model, not a curated record